GGACGGGGGCCGCGCUCAGUCAUUGCAUCCACAAACCCUCAACAUUGCAAUAGUUCUUGGCAAAAUUCUCCAACGCCCCCCAAAAAAAAGAAAAUAAGUCAAAAUCACUCCAGCAGAGGUCAUUGCAGCUGGUAGCUAGCUGCCCUGAUUCUUCUCAUCAACUGCCGCCAUUUCUUCCAGCAAGCCAUACUUCUUGGCCAAAGUCAUCCUGACCUACCAGGUGGCUACCUCAAUAAAUGAUGACUAGCAUGGACCUUGUUCUUUCAAGCCUUCAAACCGCCAUUCGAAUUUCAGGCUGUAUCCUCGCGUUAGCAACGCUGGUCGCAGGAGUCUGGUUCUGCAGCAGUUACAUUGGCCGUCCGCUCGGCGCUUUCCUCCAUCAACUCGGCGGUCGCCUUUCCCCGGAAAUAAGUACAGAACGCGAACACAAUGAUGAUAUACGUUCCACGACAAGGAAGCUGUCCUUCAUCGCCGGAUCCUUGGGGCUAUUCUUCUGCUGGGUGGCAGUCAUGGGGGAAACCACCCAGUUUUUGGCAGCAGCACAGAAGCGGGUCGAAAUGAAUCUGGAGUGGAAUAUGUGGACCGUGGCGGAGAUUUUGCUCAAAGGCUCUAUCGAAGGACUGAUUAUACUGGGAAUACUUGCUGGAGCUGUCAAGGUUGUUGGAGUGAUCUAUUAAAAUGGCUAUAUAUCUCUCUUUCCCUCACUACAGAAUAUCC
Messenger RNA from Xylona heveae TC161, 717 nucleotides. RefSeq lists its product as hypothetical. Bases 237 to 677 code for a protein of 146 amino acids. The transcript has a single exon. NCBI's taxonomy places the organism in Eukaryota, Fungi, Ascomycota, Xylonomycetes, Xylonales, Xylonaceae. The record is from RefSeq and is a predicted model, not a curated record.